Molecule: messenger RNA, 177 nt
Organism: Dentiscutata erythropus
Lineage: Eukaryota; Fungi; Glomeromycota; Glomeromycetes; Diversisporales; Gigasporaceae
Source: the annotation of a GenBank genome assembly
AUGCCAGAAUUAUUAGACAAAGUAAAAAUUGGAGCUUGGGAUAGCACACCAGCACUUAAUAAUAAACCAAAGAUUUUAUUAGGGGAAGACACGUUGGUUAAUAAUAUUAUCAAAAAUGUCUUUUACUCUGGUGCUCAUAAGGGCAUUGAAACUCUUAUAAUGCCAAAAUUGGCAUAG